AUGGCAUUGCCGCUUCCCACGGGGCUGGUCCCCUCCGAAGUCUCCUUCCUGAGCGAAAUGGAACUCGUCACCGUCGUCCCCCGCCAGCGGCUCGAGGGCAUUGAUCUCCUCUCGGGCUCGACGCCGACCCUCCGCCCGCCGCAUCGCGCCAACCUGCCUCUGUGGCUGGCGCUGCUCCUGAAGAAACAGCGCAGGGCGAAUAUUGUGCCGCCGCCGUGGCUGUACCCCGAGUCCCUCCGCAACGUCAUCUUCCACGAGACUAAGGUCGAUCCCAACCGCUGGGCUCCGCCGCCGCCGCCGCCCGUUCGAGCCGACAGCCUAGGAAACGCGCGCAGACUGAACACGUUAGAGGAUGGCGAUGUUGUGCUGUCGCCGCCCUUCUUGCCCUCUUGCACCUCGGACGCGCCGUCGGGUGCCCUCCCGUUCCACUGGUUCGAGGUCGCAGAGAUGCUGCUAGCCCAUGCCGCAGACGAUAUCCCUACAUCUUCCGAGGUCAGGUCGCUGCUCCGCGAUCUGCAGGAGGUGAGAGCGGCCAAGAUGCGGGCAAGUACGGCCGAGCUGGAGAAUGGUGUGGACAGUGUCAUGAGCUUGCGGGGUGUCGGCGCAAUGGAGCUCUCCGAGAGCAGAGGCUUCGUCAUUGGCGUUCUUGAGGGUCUCAGGAAGGUUGGCGCAAGUACUGAAGCCUCCCGACGUGAGGAGGAAGCCAGUAAGAGAGCCGGCGGCGAGGACGACGACGGAAGCGACGAAGACAUGGGCUUGUGA
Messenger RNA from Ilyonectria robusta, 762 nucleotides. RefSeq lists its product as uncharacterized. Gene Ontology annotation, cellular component: nucleus; GINS complex. The record is from RefSeq and is a predicted model, not a curated record. The transcript has 2 exons. Gene Ontology annotation, biological process: double-strand break repair via break-induced replication; DNA replication. The coding region runs from base 1 to 762 and encodes 253 amino acids. NCBI's taxonomy places the organism in Eukaryota, Fungi, Ascomycota, Sordariomycetes, Hypocreales, Nectriaceae.